Messenger RNA from Trichomonas vaginalis G3, 867 nucleotides. Its product is annotated as zinc ion transmembrane transporter protein. The record is from RefSeq and is a predicted model, not a curated record. Gene Ontology annotation, molecular function: zinc ion transmembrane transporter activity. The transcript has a single exon. Gene Ontology annotation, biological process: zinc ion transmembrane transport. NCBI's taxonomy places the organism in Eukaryota, Parabasalia, Trichomonadida, Trichomonadidae. Gene Ontology annotation, cellular component: membrane. Bases 1 to 867 code for a protein of 288 amino acids.
AUGAUCAAUAAGGUGGUUCUAGCUAAGUACCUCGGAUCGUUUUUUAUCUUUUUAUCAGCAAUUGCAGGCUUGUCAUUCCCAUUGUUCUUUAGAAAGGCAACUUGGCAAAUCAGAGGUGAGUGUUUAGCAGGCGGAAUUUUUCUUGGAGCUGGAAUCGUUCACUUACUUGAUGAUGCAUUCUUAAAUCUUCAAAAUAUCAAGCUUAAUUAUCCAUUAGCGCCAGCUGUUUGCUUAGCUACCUUCGUUAUUUUUACUUUGAUUUCUUUCCUCACAGUAUCCGAAGAAAAACCUGCUGAAAUCGCAACAGACUCACAAGAUGAAAACAUGAUCACACUCAUGGAUGGUACACCUAAUAUGUUAAGUGAUGCUCAAUCUAUAACACCAACACUAUUCGGAACGAAAUAUCUCUCGAUUCAAAAAUGGUCGUUGUAUAUAAUUUUAUGCAUCCAUUCGUUCAUUGAAGGCUUUGGCCUUGGAAUUUUACUCAAAUUCACAAAAGUUGUUGGUUUAUAUGUAGCUAUGAUUGGCUUCAAACCAAUUGAAGCUUUUGCUUUAGGUCUGUUUAUGAUAGAGGAUAGACCAAAAAAGUCUUUGUACUGGAUAUUAAGUGUAAUUUAUUCAAUAUUAACUCCUAUCUUUUCUAUCGUUGGAAUAUAUAUAGAUAAGUUAGCAGGACAUGAUACUAUUGGUAUUAUUUCUGCUUUUUCCGCAGGAUCUUUCCUUUAUGUCGGUUCCUAUGAAUGGAAAAACCUUUUAUACAAGAAGAAGGAUUUCAGCAGAAAGGAGAGAGCAUGGAAUUACUUCAUGUUCCUUGGUGGAGUAGUAUGGAUGCUCUUCAUCGCAGAAAUUGAAACAAUAUACGAAUAA